ACUAAACGGCAUCGUUUCAGCUCGCAAAAUCUACUUGUUUGGGGAUCAAAUUUCAUUAGUUCUCCUUGUUUCAGAAUUUGCAAUUCGAAAUUGGGAGCUCCGACUCAAAAUCACCGGACGUAGUUUUCCGAUCAUCACCCGAGAAAAAACUGAUAUAAUCGCCGGAAAGCUUGCAGGUGAAAAACAGUCAACAUGCCGGCCACCGCAGGUAGAGUUCGCAUGCCUGCGAACAAUAGGGUACACAGUAGUGCAGCCCUACAGACGCACGGCAUCUGGCAAAGUGCUAUCGGUUAUGACCCAUAUGCUCCUAGCAAGGAUGAAGACAAGAAAUCAUCUAACCAGAAGCCAUCGUCGGCUGCAGAUCCCGAAAAUGCUUAUGCAAGCUUUCAGGGUUUGCUUGCACUUGCUCGAAUCACUGGAUCAAAUGCUGAUGAGACCCGUGGAGCAUGCAAGAGGUGUGGGCGGGUUGGCCACCUCACUUUCCAAUGUAGGAAUUUCGUGAGUGUUAAGGAUGAUAACAAGGAUAAGGAUGCAGAUGCAAUUGAAGCUGCCGUGUUGUCUGGAUUGGAGAAGAUUAAGGGGCAUGGUUCUAAGAUGAAGGGGAAAGCAGAAAACGAGGAUAGCAGUGAAGAAGAGGAGGAGAGUGAGAGUUCUGAUUCUGAUUAUGAUUCUGAAAUGGAGAGGGCAAUUGCUGAGAAGUAUGGUAAGAAGGUGAGUAGAAAGUUAAAAUCAUCAUCUAAGAAGCACAAAAAGAAAGAUUCUGAUUCUGAUGACGAGUCAGACUCUGGAAAAAGGAAAAAGAGGGGUAGAUCAAAGAGGAGGAGGAGUGGGAAGAAGAGGGGACACAGUGAUUCAGAGGAUGAUGAUGAAGAUAAGGAGCGUAGGAAGAGGAGGAGGGAAAAGAGGAGGAAACGGGAUGACUCAUCAGAUGAGGAGGAGGAUCGUCGGAGGAGGAGAAAAAGUAGGAAGGAGAAGAGGAGGAGGAGAAGUCAUAGACAUGCGGACAGUUCUGCUGAAUCAAGUGAUGAAUCGCCUCCAAGGCACAAGCGUAGGAGCAGGAGAGCAGCAGCCUCAGCAUCUGAUUCUGACGCCAGCAACUCUGAUGAUGCACGAGUAGGCAGGGACAAAAAACGUUCUGAGAAGAGGAGCAGGAAACGUCAUGAUGAUGAAGAGUAGUAAUGUACCCCUGAAAGGAGAUUUAUCAUCUACUAUCUGGAUUGCAGGUCCAUUUCUUUCUAUGGAACUUGCUUAUCUAGGAAUUCUGUGUAUUUGUCAUUGUCUAUUUUCAUCUUUUGCCUCAACAAAUAUUCGUCUGCUUGUAAUUUUCCCUUCAUGGUCCUGAGUAUUGUUCAACUGAUGUUGCAGUACUGCAUCAGUUAUUCAGGAUAUUGCUAUCCUUGUUGAACUUGCAUCAUGUUAUCCUUUUGAAGGUUUUGUGGAGUUAUUAGUUACAAUCCGCAACUUGUGCAACUUCAUAGGGUGGUAUUAGUUGAACUGAUAUACGAGCCCUAUAUUUACUAUAUUUAUCAACAUCAUGUGUUAAAAAUUUCAA
Molecule: messenger RNA, 1552 nt
Organism: Solanum pennellii
Lineage: Eukaryota; Viridiplantae; Streptophyta; Magnoliopsida; Solanales; Solanaceae
Product: CAX-interacting protein 4
Exons: 2
Coding region: 193-1176 (327 amino acids)
Molecular function (GO): nucleic acid binding; zinc ion binding
Source: RefSeq, a predicted model, not a curated record